AUGACGACGACACGCACGAGCGACACACAGACACAAGCAGGGAGUCGAAGCAGGGAGUUCUCGCGCCCCGCCAACACAAACUACAAGGACGUGCAGGACCAAGGCGUCGACCAGCCGGCGUCGACCGAGGUGGCGCAGUUCUGGAAGGAGAACGACCUCAAGGUGUACGGCGGCUCGCCGCCGCCGUUCCUCUCCUUCGAGGAGGCGCAGCUGCCGCGGCCGAUCAUGGACGCCAUCGCCAAGGCCGGCUUCACCAAGCCCUCCGUCAUCCAGUCCCAGUCGUGGCCCGCGGCGAUGGCCAAGCGCGACUUGAUUGGCGUCGCCAAGACCGGCUCGGGCAAGACGCUCGGCUUCCUCGUGCCGGGUUUCAUGUACAUCCAGCAGCAGCGCGUCAACCCGAUGCAGGGACCGUCCCUGCUCACGCUGGCGCCGACGCGCGAGCUCGCCAUGCAGAUCGAGGUCGAGUGCCAAAAGUUUGGGCUGCCGCUCGGGAUCCGGUCCGUCUGCUGCUACGGCGGCGCGCCCAAGGGGCAGCAGCUGAUGGCGAUGCGGCAGGGGUGCCACGUGGUAAUCGGCACGCCGGGGCGGAUCAACGACUUCCUCGAGUCGGGCCAGAUCCAGCUGCACCAGGUCGCCUACCUGGUGUUUGACGAGGCGGACCGGAUGCUCGACAUGGGCUUUGAGCCGCAGAUCCGCAAGAUUGUGCGCCAAGUGCCGCCGCAGCGGCAGACGCUCUUCUACACGGCCACGUGGCCAAAGCAGGUGCGCGCGCUGGCCUACGAGUUCAUGCGGUCGCCUGUGCAGGUCGAGGUGGGCGACAUCAACUCGCUCAACGCAAACAAGGACAUCACGCAGUACGUGCACGUGACGCGCGGGCCGGGCGAGAAGCAGCAGAUGCUCAUGCGCAUCUUCCAGUCGCUCGAGGCGGGCACGCGCACGCUGGUCUUCACGUCGACCAAGCGGAUGGCGGACCAGCUGGGCAUGCAGCUCGGCCGCCAGAUCGGCAGCGGCGUCAUCCACGGCGACAAGGACCAGCGCGAGCGCGAGGCUGUCCUCGCCGACUUCAAGAGCGGCCGCCGGCCAGUGAUGAUCGCGACCGACGUGGCCGCGCGCGGCAUCGACGUCAAGGAGUGCAAGGCCGUCAUCAACUACGACUUCCCGGGCAAUAUUGAGGACUAUGUCCACCGCAUCGGCCGCACCGGCCGCGCCGGCGCCAAGGGGGAGGCGCACACCUUCAUGGACGGGCAAAAGGACGGCAAGUACGCGCGCGCGCUGUGCGAGAUCAUGGUCAAGGCGGACCAGGCGAUCCCGGGGCCAAUCGCGCAGAUGGCAGGCCUGCGCAGCGGGACGUACCGCCCGUAUGACGAACGCUCCGCGCUGCAGCCGCACCCGAGCGGCGGCAUGAUGACCGCCCAGGCGGCGCAGAUGGCGGCGACGAUCCCGCAAGCUGUCAACAAGCCCGACGAGUGCGGCGACUUCAAGCGCGGCAACUGCCAGCGCGGCGCGCGCUGCAACGCCCGCUUUGGCUCGGACCGCGGCGACCGCGGCCGCGACCGUGACGACGACCGCGGACGCAGGCGUUCGCCCGACUACGACGACUAUCGCCGCCGUUCGCGCUCGCGCGACCGUCGCCGCCGCUCGCGCAGCCGCGACUGA
Molecule: messenger RNA, 1656 nt
Organism: Emiliania huxleyi CCMP1516
Lineage: Eukaryota; Haptophyta; Isochrysidales; Noelaerhabdaceae
Exons: 3
Coding region: 1-1656 (551 amino acids)
Cellular component (GO): ribonucleoprotein complex; cytoplasm; nucleus
Molecular function (GO): ATP binding; RNA binding; RNA helicase activity
Source: RefSeq, a predicted model, not a curated record